CAGCCCGCGGGCAGGUUUCCGGUUCGGUGGGUCGGAGAUGACGGAGCCGGGCGCCUCUCCGGAGGACCCCUGGGUCAAGGCAAGCCCCGUGGGCGCGCACGCCGGCGAGGGGAGGGCGGGUCGGGCUCGUGCACGUAGGGGGUCUGGAAGACGAGGGGACUCCCUGAAGUCCCCAGAGCUACUCCCGCUCUCCGGGCCCCGGGGCUGCAGAGAAGACAGCUCUCACCCCGCGUGUGCCAAGGUCGAGUAUGCGUACAGCGACAAUAGCCUGGACCCCGGACUUUUUGUAGAAAGCACCCGCAAGGGGAGUGUAGUGUCCAGAGCUAAUAGCAUCGGUUCCACCAGUGCCUCUUCUGUCCCCAACACAGAUGACGAGGACAGCGAUUACCACCAGGAAUCCUACAAGGAGUCCUACAAGGACCGGCGGCGGCGAGCACACACUCAGGCUGAGCAGAAGAGGAGGGAUGCCAUCAAGAGAGGCUAUGAUGAUCUACAGACCAUCGUUCCCACCUGCCAGCAGCAGGACUUCUCCAUUGGCUCCCAAAAGCUCAGCAAGGCCAUCGUUCUGCAGAAGACCAUUGACUACAUCCAGUUUUUGCACAAGGAGAAGAAAAAGCAGGAGGAGGAGGUAUCCACGCUACGCAAGGACGUCAUGGCCCUAAAGAUCAUGAAAGUGAACUAUGAGCAGAUUGUGAAGGCACACCAGGACAACCCCCAUGAGGGGGAGGACCAGGUCUCUGACCAGGUGAAGUUCAAUGUGUUUCAAGGCAUCAUGGACUCCCUCUUCCAGUCCUUCAAUGCCUCUAUCUCCGUGGCCAGCUUCCAGGAGCUGUCGGCCUGUGUCUUCAGCUGGAUUGAGGAGCACUGUAAGCCUCAGACCCUACGGGAGAUUGUGAUUGGUGUUCUACAUCAAUUGAAGAACCAGCUUUACUGACCAGCUCUUGGAACCUGCAGAACAGCCAGCAAGAGGCCUUGAGUCUCCUACUUGGCCGUGGAGCCACUGGGCUUAUGAGAUUGGACUGUGACACUGCACACCAGUCAGCUGCUUUCUCCUCAGUGUUUGGCUCCCCAGCUCUCCCCUCCCCCUCAGCCCCAUCUUCAAUGGGGCUGGGAAGGGGGGAGGGUUAUUAUGAAAGCUUUGAUUAAUUUAUUAUACUGACCAUAGAUCUCAAACCUACCUAGUCUUUCCCCCUCCCCAUAGAAGUCCUCGGGAUGGGGUCUGCUCUGGGAACCCUGAAAAGCUCCUGGCCUCUCCCUUUUUCUAAGCCUCAGAUUUCUGCUCAUAUUUGGUAACUACUGUUUGCCUGUUUUGGUUUCUCUGGCAACAUUUAGCCCAAGUUUGGCCAUUUUGGCAGUAGUUGGAUGGGAAGAAAGGAGUAAGAGAAAAUACUCUCACAGCCAUGAAGGGUGAAAGGUGGCCUCAUGCCUAGGCUAGGGCUGCCUGGUCAGCCCGAGGUGAGGCCAGAGCUUUCUCUGGCCAGCUCAGGGCAGGGCUGCCAGGUUCCUGCCCUUGCCCUCUACUCUGGGUGGUAGAGGGAAGCAACCUCCUCACCCACUCCUGCCCUCUGUGUCCCCACAGGCAGUAGCACUGCACAGCAAAGUCAAAUGUGACACAACACUACAUAUUAAAUUUUUUAAUUUUUCUAAACACCAACAA
Eubalaena glacialis (North Atlantic right whale) is the source of this 1657-nucleotide messenger RNA. RefSeq names its product MAX dimerization protein MLX (gene MLX). Gene Ontology annotation, molecular function: RNA polymerase II cis-regulatory region sequence-specific DNA binding; DNA-binding transcription factor activity, RNA polymerase II-specific; protein dimerization activity. Gene Ontology annotation, biological process: regulation of transcription by RNA polymerase II. Bases 38 to 934 code for a protein of 298 amino acids. The transcript is spliced from 8 exons. NCBI's taxonomy places the organism in Eukaryota, Metazoa, Chordata, Mammalia, Artiodactyla, Balaenidae. The record is from RefSeq and is a predicted model, not a curated record. Gene Ontology annotation, cellular component: nucleus.